Caenorhabditis auriculariae is the source of this 1299-nucleotide messenger RNA. The record is from the annotation of a GenBank genome assembly. Lineage: Eukaryota; Metazoa; Nematoda; Chromadorea; Rhabditida; Rhabditidae.
AUGCUCUCACUCAUUGGCUACUUUUUGCGUUACAAGAUGUGAGUCUCUUAAAAUUCUUCCUCGAGUUUUAUUUCCUCUGAAAACUUUGGAAACCUAUGAUCUUCUCGGACCUACGUAACGAAAACUGGACGUUUCCGAGAAAUUCUAGGGAUCCCUUAAGAGUUCUGACCCUACUAAAGGGGUCACUAGAAAUGCCCCGAUUGUCAAAUGCAACCGUAGAGUUAUGUAAAAAAAAACAAACUCAAAAAUCAGAGAGCAGCUGACCGACGAUGACGUCAUCACCUAUUCGUGUUCAUUCGUUUUGGCAAGCGUCAUGGCGGCGCUGUGCAACCUUUGGCCGAUACUGUACUCGGCUGAGUUUGUCCAAACCAGAGACCCCAAAAACAGCCGUCGUUCUCAGAGUUCUGCUCACCUUCCUGCUCAUUCUUCUGAUCACCUUCGUCGUCCAGCUCAUCAUUCGGGCUUCCAGUAUGACAGUACAAUCCAUGUUCAUUAUUAUCUCAGGUAAUGAUGCAAUUCUAGUCAAACUGAACUACCUAUAAAUUUUCGAGGGAUCGCUAUAGGGGUUAGGGGGAUAAAUAGUCCCUAUAGGGGCCUAAAAAGUGGUCCCUAAAGAGAUAAAACCAAGGUGGUCCCUAUAGGGGUUUAGGGUUUGCCCCAUUUUCCCUAAAGCUUAAGUGGUCCCUAUAGUGGUCUUCAAAUUGUAUUCGAAAAACGCUUACGUGUCGAAUGAAAAUGCUUUUUCGCAUAGAGUUUCAUGAAAAUUAUCGACUAUCAUGUCCCCUAGAGGGACCAUUAACUGAAAGCCCCCCAGAGACUACUUUUUGAAACGUUUGAGGUCCCUAUAGGGGUUGGUAAAAUGACCCUCCAAGGACCCUCAAGGUUGCCCCUAUAGGGACCACUCUAGAGCUUCCUACAGGAAACGUGGUCUGUGCCCUGGCAAGUCUGAUAGACCUUCCCGUACUUUUGGCUACAGAAGUUUUCAUCUGCUCAGCUCUUUCUCAGUUGUUUUUCCUCGUUAUGCAGCUGGAGUACAAGAACACAGUUGGUGGAGCUCUGUACGGUGAUUCGGGAUAAAAUCUCGACUCGAAUCAAACUUCGUUCUUCAGGUACCAUCAUAUGUCUGGGUUGGAGCGUGGCCAUGACUUGUGGACUUUCUUGGAAAGCUGGUCUCAUAUUUUUAGGAGGUUUUAUUCUUCAAUUUCUACAUUUUUCACUCAAUUUUAAGGAAUGACGCCUGUUUCUCUCGUUUAUUUCGUGCUGGCCAAAAAAACUGCGUUUCUAUUGAAGCAAAAAUAA